AUGCCCCAGGGUGACCCCAAUCCCGGUCUCUCUCUGAGUCUGUACCCACUGAGCCCCAGGGGUGACCCCAAUCCCUGUCUCUCUCUGGCUGCUGGUCUCACAGGUGCUGUGGCCAGUAAUGAGGUGAAGCAGAAACUCCAAGAGUUUCUGUUGAGUAAAUCAAACAAGGACCUGUCUACUGCCGGAGCCACACACAUGCUCAUCCACCACCCCAAGCUCUGGUACACGUCCUCCCACCACACGUCUCUGGACCAGAGUUCUUCUCCCUUGGGAGGCAUGUCUCCUGUCUGCCACUAUACACUCCCCUCCCCUCAGGACGGACAGGACGACUUCCCACUGAGGAAAACAGCCUCAGAGCCCAACCUGAAGGUGAAGUCUAGACUGAAGCAGAAAGUAGCAGAGAGGAGGAGUAGUCCACUGCUGAAGAGGAAAGACAGCAACGUCAUGACCCCCUACAAGAAGAGGGCCCUAGAAAUGAUGGACUCUACAGUAACUAACAGUGCCCCAGGCUCAGGACCCAGCUCUCCCAUCGGAGCCUCCAGCGCCCUGGGGGCUGAGAACGGGCCCUCCUCUCUCCCCACCACCACAAAAACCGAGCGCUGGCCAUCACAGCCUAGGUUAUUUCGUCCAGAGGGCUCCAUGUCCAACCUUCUGAGCUUAUACACGUCUCCCUCCUUACCCAACAUCACCCUGGGCCUCUCCGCCACCUCCUCCCAGAUCAGUGCUGCCAUCGGGCUGAAGGAGAAGACUGGGGAGGUCAGGCAUGGUCUACCAGGGCAGCUCCUGGGGCCUGUGCCCAUGCCCACAGUGACCUCCAUGGAGACCAAGGUGUCCCCCAGCCAUCAGGCCCUGCUCCAACACCUCCUUCAGAAGGAACAGAUAAGACGGCAGAAGAUCCUCUCCUCCUCUGGUCAAGGCACCAUGCCCACCCACCCCCACUCCCCUCUGGCCAUGAAGGACAGGCCCUCCUCCAACAGCAGACCCAAGCUACCCAAGCACCGGCCCCUGAACCGGACCCAAUCAGCCCCUCUGCCCCAGAGCACCCUGGCUCAGCUGGUCAUCCAGCAGCAACACCAGCACUUCCUGGAGAAGCAGAAACAAUACCAGCAGCAGAUCCACAUCAAUAAGCUGCUGUCCAAGUCCAUCGAGCAACUCCGUCAGCCCAGCUCCCUGGUCAACCCACACCUGCAGGAGUCAGAGGAGGAGGAGGAGGACAACACCCGGAGGAUGGCGGAUGAGAGGAUGGACAUGCAGGAGGACAGGAUGCCCCCUGGUGGCGUGAUCCAGAAACACACCCUUCGCUCCAGCAACAGCAGUGGCAGCAACAGCUCUCUCGGGGAGCUGUCCUCCAUCGUAGAGGCCCACCACCGCCUGGGGGUCAUAAAGGUCAAAGAGGAGCCAAUCGACAGCGAGGACGAGUCCCUGUCCAGUCAGAGCCUAGCGGCGGAGCAGACGGCCUCACUCCACCAGGUCAAAGGUCAGCUGGUGAUAAGAGCUAUGAUCUGAGGGGGCAGAAGAUGAAGGAGAUCACACACUGCGACAUUCAUAGACGCAUACGUAUAUACAAACACACACACAGACACACACACAUACACACACACACACACACACUGCAGCCAACACACACACAGAGCCGACUAGGACUCCCCAGGCAGUCCUCUCCCUGCCCUGAGAUGUGACGCUGUCUCAGUGAAGUGCAGCCGCACCCCAAACCCCCACCAGACUGACUCUCUGUUUGUGAACUUUGUGAAGUGAUCUGUAAUGUAAAGUAUGUUUCACCGUGCUGUAUAUAACAUGAAGAGAAGAUUUACUAGAAGAGUGCUCCUUCUUUUUUUACUUCUAAGGAACUGCUUUGAUUGUUUUCAGGUUCUGCUCAAUUGACAGAAUGUAGUAUGUUUGUAUACAGUAGAUUUAGCGUAAGAGAAUAUUCUAGAAGGGAUGGAAAGUUUAACCGUUGUACAGUUUAUGAAUGCCAUUUUAUGUUCCCAUAGUGUAACAUUUAUGCCAUCAAUUCACUUCAACUUUGACUUGCUGACUGUUGUUGUUUUAUUCAAAUGUCAUAUUCUCCGU
Oncorhynchus nerka (sockeye salmon) is the source of this 2070-nucleotide messenger RNA. RefSeq names its product histone deacetylase 9-B-like. Lineage: Eukaryota; Metazoa; Chordata; Actinopteri; Salmoniformes; Salmonidae. Bases 1 to 1506 code for a protein of 501 amino acids. The record is from RefSeq and is a predicted model, not a curated record. The transcript is spliced from 9 exons.